Lycium ferocissimum is the source of this 688-nucleotide messenger RNA. RefSeq names its product SKP1-like protein 1. The record is from RefSeq and is a predicted model, not a curated record. Gene Ontology annotation, cellular component: nucleus; cytoplasm. Gene Ontology annotation, molecular function: cullin family protein binding. Lineage: Eukaryota; Viridiplantae; Streptophyta; Magnoliopsida; Solanales; Solanaceae. The transcript is spliced from 2 exons. Gene Ontology annotation, biological process: SCF-dependent proteasomal ubiquitin-dependent protein catabolic process. The coding region runs from base 49 to 588 and encodes 179 amino acids.
CACAACACACAGUCACUGCAUUUCACUCAUUAGAAGCUAAUUUCAUCAAUGGCAGAAUCAGAAGGCAAGAAGAAAACGGUGACACUAAAAUCGAACGAUGAUAAGGAAUUUGAAGUUGAAGAAGCAGCAGUUAUUCAAUCGGAAAUGAUCAAGAACAUGAUUGAAGAUGGAUGCGCUACGGGUGUCAUUCCACUUCCUAACAUCGAUAGCAAAACCUUAACCAAGGUCAUUGAGUAUCUCAACAAGCACAUUACCAAAGACGAAGACGAAGACGAGGAAGAGGAGGAUGCUGGAAAGGCCGCGGAAACAGGAGAGGAAGACGAUCUCAAGGAGUUCGACGAGCAAUUCUUGAGCGUGGGUUGGGAAGAGCUCUUCGACAUCAUAAUGGCGGCGAAUUAUUUGAACAUUCACGAGUUGAUGGAGUUGUGUUGCCAAUCUGCAGCUGAUAGGCUGAAGAACAAAAGUGUUAGAGCUGUUCGGGAGAUGUUAAAGAUUACCAAUGAUCUCACUCCAGAAGAAGAACAGGCAAUUAUCGAUGAUGCUCCAUGGGCAUUUGAAGGUCCUGAGAUUGAUGAUACCGUCAACUAGAUUAUAAUAAUAGUGUCAUUUAUUAAUAAGUAGUAGGUAUCUUGUGAAUUUAGUCGAGGUGCACGCAAGAUGUCCCUGACAAGACGCUUGUUUUUUUUUU